CCGCCCACGCCAGCAGGCCAGUGUUCUUGGAUGCUCUGGCAGCUCUGGCAGCUCUGGACUAGUGCGAUCGGUGUUCAGGACGAAAGCAGACAAAGACACAUCACGGUUAUUUCAUUGUCACUAUGUUUUACGCGUACGUGAUUUACCUUGAUGGCGCAAAGGCUAUCGUAAGCGUAAACUGCAUUAAGAAAUUCAAGCCAGCGAGUGUGGAGGAUUUCGACCCCGACGCUCUGAAGAGCGUGUAUUGGAAGGCCACUGGAGCGUGCGCCGGGGAAGGCUACUACAAAGCUAAAAUCCAGAUGCUUUGCGAGACACGGGACGACCAGAUAGCAGCCCUUAAGAAGAAGCACAUGGCGAUCCCCAUGAUUCUGAAUUCCAAGUUCGGGAUUGAAAUGUCGCCGCCCUCUGCGGUGGGCAGCGAGGGUGAAAGCAAGAAGAGGAAGACAGAGGACGGGACGUCCGGUGUAUCGCUCGUGGACCACGCCCGACUCGUGGAGAAACUAAAGACAGCCAAGCAGAGGGGUGUGAACCUGGAGCAGGAGCUCCAGAUUGAGAGGGCAUUGUCACGAAGACUGCAGGAGCAGCUGCUGGCACUGCUGGGGGAGAAUGCCCCUCCUGGCGGUGUUGGGCCAGCUCCUCCUGCUUGCCGAGCAGCAGUUCCUGCUGCCGGUGCUCCUGCUCCAGUUCACAUGCGAGCUGGUGUGGCUCAUGCUCCACCCAUGCCGGCCGCUGAUGUUGCUGCUCCAGCAGCGGACCAUGUGGCAGGCCCACCGGAGGCACCUCCCCAGUGUGUAGCAGUGCUUGGAGAGGUCAAUGGCGAGGUUCACCUUGGCCAUGGUGUUCAAGUGGAAAAGGAGAAGCUUUCAUACAUCAUGGGAGCCCGGGGGGACUCCAUGUUCAUCAAGGAGGCGACCAAGCUGGUCUUCGGCCGGGAAAACCUGAAUGGCCGAAGUACGACUGGGGUGCCAUGCCGGCGCUUUAAGGGCGCCGUGGCCAAGAGGGCGCUGACACCGGCCAAGUUGGGAGCAGUCCGGAAUGCCUUCAACGAGUACAUCCGGAGACAUCCUCGGGAGACAUCUCCGGGGAAGAGGGCAGCCCAGAUGAACCACUAUGUGCGGGAGCUGCUGCAGGAUAUUAACAAGAAGGUUGACUUCUAGGCUUGCUUAGAGGUCAAGCUUCUUGUUGAUUUUCUGCAGUAUGCCAAUUUGCUUUGAUCAUGACUUGCAGCGCGACUGCAGUGCUUGUCCUGUAUUAUCUCCUCUGUUUGUCCUUGUCCGAGUCGCGCUGUAAGCCAUGAUGAACUCUUGUCAACUCGUCCAAUUGUCUAUUUCGCUUUCCUUGAAUAUACAUAUAACCUGAAA
Molecule: messenger RNA, 1361 nt
Organism: Ixodes scapularis (black-legged tick)
Lineage: Eukaryota; Metazoa; Arthropoda; Arachnida; Ixodida; Ixodidae
Exons: 6
Coding region: 123-1157 (344 amino acids)
Biological process (GO): negative regulation of DNA-templated transcription
Molecular function (GO): DNA binding
Source: RefSeq, a predicted model, not a curated record